Messenger RNA from Malania oleifera, 501 nucleotides. RefSeq names its product secreted RxLR effector protein 161-like. The record is from RefSeq and is a predicted model, not a curated record. The transcript has a single exon. Lineage: Eukaryota; Viridiplantae; Streptophyta; Magnoliopsida; Santalales; Ximeniaceae. Bases 1 to 501 code for a protein of 166 amino acids.
AUGGUAGAAUGGACUCUAGUGGUUACUCCAAUGGAUGUAAACAUUAAGCUCUCCAUUAAAGAUCGCUCUCUACUUGUUGAUACAAAGAGGUACAGAAGCCUAAUUGGGAGUUUGGUGUACCUGUGCAACACAAGGCCCAAUAUCAGUUUUGCAGUUGGUAUCUUGAGUAAAUUUACAAAUAAGCCACGAGAAAUUCAUUGGAAGGCUGGAAUAAGGGUCCUCAAGUAUAUAAAAGGGACUCCUCAUUUUGGCGUCUCUUAUACAUUACGGAACUCCCUAAUUGGAUAUUGUGACUCCGAUUGGGCAGGAUAUAUUGAUUCCAGAAAGUCAGCUUCUGGAUAUUGUUUUCUCUUUGGGAAUGGAAUUAUCUCAUGGACAAGCAAGAAGCAGCCAACAGUGUCACUAUCAUCCACAGAAGCCGAGUACAAGUCAACAUGUCUCACCUUAUGUGAAUCUGUUUGGAUAAGAAGACUUCUUACUGAUAUCUCUGAUUCACUGUGA